AUGACCAUAACCGAUAAUACUCUCUCGUCAAGACGAACAGGGAAGAAGACGUACUGGACGGUCGAUAUAUAUCACAAUGGGGAGCCGCAAGGGGGAAGCAGGCAUCAAACGGCCCCCAAGACUGAGAGGAGGGCGCGGAUCAGUGAGCUUCUUACGUUGGCCAUUACCGGAGAGGCUGUGGGACCCAAGCCUUACUACCGAAGGUGGACCGCGACAACGUAUGAGACGGGACCAAGGGCGCGGGAAUCACACAUGGUCUGGUUCGCCCCGGGACGAAUAAGACGACUGCGGCUGCGGUAUGCAGUCAGGCGGCCCCGAGACGAUCAACGAAUGCGAUGUCCGUUCUUGUCGUGGUCUCAGGCAUGGUUGGGUGGAAGCAAAGGUGAUGAGGCCAUCUUUGCUCGUUUCCCCUUACACGAGGAGCCACGAACGCAAAUCAGUGGGCGAGACAGGCUGGAAGAGGAAAGUGAGCGUGAUUUAGCACCGAUUGUGUGCAUUCGUAUGUGUGAGAUGCUCCGAGAUGCCUCGGCCAUUCAGAAGGGAUCGUUGCACCCUGUCAAUGCCACCCGCAGCAGGGAAUCCGAUGAGACUACCUACCUAUGGGUAGAUGAGAACAUUGUCCCCCGCGCGCGGAUGAGUGCACGUUCCAGGCAAGGCCCCGUAGGGCUGCAUGCCGUAGCAGACCGAACAGACAGGGGUUCGGCUCGGAGGUGCGACUUGCUCGAAAGAGAGCCCCACCCUCGGCUGGCGGAGCAGCUGACGUCGGUGCGGCCGUUCCCCAAGUGCCGCGUCAAAGUAAAGCAGCAAAUGAGAGCGCAGCAAAGCGAACAGCAGCCUUCGGUAGGGGGUGAGAUUGUCGGUGCCCAGGGGCCGCCAGCACCUGUCACCACUCACCGUCAGCCAAACGGCGCACGGAAAGCCCGGUCGUUGGGAGUUUACCAAGCAAUUGAGGACUCACGCGAACCACCACCCCCAGAGACCCCAGAGACCCCAGAGACCCCAGAGACCCCAGAGACCCAGAGACGGAACCCUCUGAUGAUCACCACCGCGACCACCGGACCGGGAGAUCGGUGGGCUGGGACGUACCUCAGCCAAUCGAUUCGUUUUCUUGGUGAUUUCACGAACCUGGUACCGCAUAUCACCCCAUUCGUUUCGUUUUCUUUUCUACCUUUUCUUGGUGGAUUUUCCCAGCCUAAUGGUUAUUACUGGGCGCUGCACAUCGAGUCACCGGUAUCCAAGGCUGCGGGGGCUGACUUGGAAAAACCGGACCGGAGCUCGGAACCUGCAAGAAUCCCAACCUAUAAAGCGACGAAAACUGCUGGCGGGGGCCUUGCGGCUGAAAGGCCUAGGGUUCUGAUCUAUCCUUACACCACGUCUGCUUCCUGCUGCUGCUGCUGGCUCCUCGUCGCUCAAAAACAUCCGAUCUGA
This is a messenger RNA of Colletotrichum lupini, 1428 nucleotides long. RefSeq lists its product as uncharacterized. The record is from RefSeq and is a predicted model, not a curated record. The transcript is spliced from 10 exons. The coding region runs from base 1 to 1428 and encodes 475 amino acids. Lineage: Eukaryota; Fungi; Ascomycota; Sordariomycetes; Glomerellales; Glomerellaceae.